This is a messenger RNA of Sinocyclocheilus anshuiensis, 5566 nucleotides long. RefSeq names its product AT-hook DNA-binding motif-containing protein 1-like. NCBI's taxonomy places the organism in Eukaryota, Metazoa, Chordata, Actinopteri, Cypriniformes, Cyprinidae. The transcript is spliced from 4 exons. Bases 274 to 4257 code for a protein of 1327 amino acids. The record is from RefSeq and is a predicted model, not a curated record.
CAGGCUAAAGAUUGCCAUGGAAACAUGCAGUUUGAGAGUGAGAUAAGAAAUGAUUGAGAGAAUCAAUGUCUAGGGAUAACACAAAGCAUGGCCACAGCAGCAGACAUGACUGCCUGAUGGUCCAAUUCAUUCUAGCCAAGAAUAACAGCGAGAGGAAAGAGUUGAAACAACCUACCAGCUAAACUGGACCCAGCUCACAGUUAAACCUAACACAGAACCAUCACUGACACAUAUAUAUAAAUACGAAGAUCCUGAUCUGCAAUUUUGGGGGUAAUGAGCCGUCUGUCAGGUCGCCUACGCUCUGGAGGUGUUCGUUUGACUUGUGAGGCACUGGCUGACAAGGAUUGCAGUGAUAAUGAGGGCCCCUCUUUAUGGGAGGGGGAUGAAGAACCUGGGGGCACAUCUGUAGGACCCACUGAUUCUAAUCCAGCCAGCUCACUACAUUACCGCUUUUAUUCGCCUCCCUCUUUAGCUAAUGGUCUGCGGAACCAUGAAGAGCAACUUCGACGUAGAGCAAGGAAACGUAGGCAGACAGAUUAUGUGGAGCAAAUACACACACAAGAACAAAUGCUCAUUCAGCAAAACACACAACCACAGAUGUGUACAACACAACACUCACUCACACAGUCGAGCACACACCUGCAGCCUCAUACCCACAUUCCAAUGGAUACACAUAUGUGGAUGGACACAAACAUGCUAACACAGAAAGGCAUGUGCACGCCUAUAGACACUGGCUCCUCAGUUAUGGAGCAGGACCCUUCCCUUAUUCCAGAAGACUUGUCUUUACCUUCCAAGACUGGCACACAUAAUGUACAUGUUCAGUCAGCCCCUUUGUUACACACCACCCUUCCUCCAAACAAUUUUACACCUCCUCAAUACAACCCUUCCACUUUACCCAAGGAGGAGACAGAACAAAAUUCAACAUGUAAGCCAGAAAUGGAUCACACCAGCGACCUAGACCACAUUCGUAUGAUAGGCCAAGCCAGUGUCAUGACCUCUGUGGAGGCUGAAAGGAAGUAUACCCUGCGGAGCUCUGGCCGGCCACGUUUCCCCUGCCAUCUUCGUAAAUCAUCCCGUUUACGUAGAGCUGCUGAGGAAAAUAUGUUCAAAAGAGAAAUGGACCAAAAGGAUGAAGAAGAGGAGGAGAAUAGAGUCUGGAGGACAGAGGACAUAAGACCAAUGGAGGAGCAUCCCCCAGAGGUGUGUGAUGCUGCCUCAUCAUUUGAGGUUUUACCAUCAUCAACUAUACCAGCAGGUGUUACACCAAAUCAUAGUAUGAGAACAUCAGAAGGAGAGGGCAUUGUUACUCACCACUCAGUUAGAGGGAGACGACAGGGACGUUAUUUAGGUGUGAGGAAGAUUGUGGUAAAAGUAGCCAGAAUACCUGUACACAUGAGCCGACGACAGAAAAGCUACAAGAUCUCAUCCCUGGAGCCAGUGUGUGCUGGACCCCGUGGGGAAGGGGUCACAACAGGAGAGGGGCCCGAGGGGAGUGUAGGAGGUGAGCCAGGACCUAAUGUUUCAAGAGAGCCCACCCCCUCAUAUGUUAAUGAUACCAAUGAUGUUAAAGUAGAAUAUGCAGAUGUCCUCUCCAAACUGGCCUUCUUGAACAGACAACCUCCCAGCACAGGCCGCUGCUCUCCUCCACGCUGCUGGACCCCAACAGAGCCUGAAACUUUCCACAUACCACCAGAAAAUCCAUCCCUUUCCACUCUUUUGCACCGCCUUACAGCAUUCCGCAGGAGAGGUGGUCGUGCAGGCUGUAUGGGGAGUAGAGGAGGGGGAGCAGCUGGAUCCUCUGAUUCCUUUAAGAGGUCAUUCAGUGACUUUUUUGAAACAAUUGGCAAGAAGCGGAAGGCCCCUGCAUCUGAACCAGGAACUCCUCGAAAAAGAGGCAAGGGUGUUGCUGGGGGAAUAAGUAGGGCAGCUUUAGGUGACUCUGCACAAGGUGAGAAGGUUAGAAAACGCAGAUCACGAAAGAAUGGGAAUUUAAAAAAUGGUCCAGGUGCACAAGAGGAAGAUUGGAUAGGGAAAGGCGACAGAGAUAUUUCUGAGAAAGCUAGCAGUUAUCAGAGCCCUUGUUCCCCUCGUGGAAGUUUUCAAAGCAGUGAGGCUAGUAAGGGGGGGAUGUACCACAGCCCCAGUAUGAGAGGCAGUGGAGAAGAGUCUCAGGGAAUGUUUGCAGGAUAUUUUCGCUCUCUUCUUUAUUCUGAUGACUCAUCUGACCUGCUAGAUAUCUCUAUGUCCAGCCCUGCUGGACGCCAGGAAGGUCGUAAGCUCACCCCAGGAUAUGAGGGUAGCAGCCCUGGUGCAGCCCAUCGUUGGUCUCCUGCCUUUCCUAAAAGAAGUCCUAAAGGUGCAGCCUGUCUUGGGGAAGGGGCGCCAUUAACCUCACCCCAAACUCAAGGCAGCUCGACAACUAAACCCUCAUAUUCAUACAGUGUCUCACAGACUUCUCCCAUCCCAUCCUUCCCUAAAUCCCCUGCACUCUUGCUUUCCCGUUCACCAAGCUCCCUACAUCCAUCUGGAGGUUAUCCUCAAUAUCCAUCUAGUUAUAGUGCUGGGGUUCCUCAAGGAGGAAGCAUUUACCCCCUCCCUCAACAGCAGCAACAACAGCAAAGGCCAAGUGACUGUAGCUUUACAUAUGGCACAAAAACUCCCUCUGUUCCCUCUGCACAGUGUCAGAUGAGUUAUUCCAACUACCAGGGUUCUGCCAAGCGCAGUUAUAGUGGAUAUCCAUGCCCACCCCAUUCAACCAUACAGAGAGGGGACUCUGGCCCAACCUCACCGAGUGGAAGUUAUAUGUCAAUGUCAAAGUCUAGCCCCUAUUCCUUAUCCUCUUCUCCGCCUGAGGGUUGCAGACAGUACACCUCUACAGCUCAGUGGGGAUACAGACAAGGGGGAAAUAACUGGGGUGUUGAUGCAUAUGGUACUCAUCAGUUUCAUGGUUACUCUGACUAUAGGGUAGCUGGAACUGGAUCAGAAUCCAAAGACAUUCUGGACAUCUCAAACUACACACCCCAAAAAGCCAAACAGCGUCCUUGCCCUGACACACUCUCUGAAUCCUCCUCAGAUUCCUCCCACACUGGUGGAGGAGGGAUGGGUGUUGUGGGGGGAACAUUUCGCCCAAGGGAUGUUCCUAUGCCUGAGGGUCAGUCUAGUCUUUCAAGCCUGGAGAAGCUAAUGCUUGACUGGAAUGAGAAUUCGGCAGGCCCGUCUUACAACUGGAGUCAGAAUGUACUAUUCCAAGGGGGGGCAAAACCAGGUCGUGGGCGAAGAAAAAAGUCUGAGGCACACAAUGAGAAGGAAGCAUGCUCUGUUCCCCCAGGAUCACCUGCCAGCCCUCCUAUGCAAGGGGGAGGGCCAAAACGUAGUGCUACAGGUGGUAGACAACCGAGAGGAGCCAGAGGCAGGGGAGGAUUCUCUCCUUGCCAAAGAGAUCAUCCACCACCACCAAAAACCAAAUCUCAAAAGCCUUCAGCCCCAUCAGGGUCAGGGCAGAUGUGUUCAGGGGGUGUAUACCAGGAAGCAUUGGACUACUACAGUGGAGAUAGUAGUAGCCUGUCUCCUCUCAGCCAUGCCCCAGAGUCCUGUGAAUACCCCUCUCCAUAUUCUUUCCAUACUUCUACUCCCUCCUCAGAUGAGAGAUUUGCUCAUGUCUACCCUCCAGACUCUGCCUCUGUAUCCCCCAGUUUAUCAAAUCAGUCAGAUGCCCUAAAGCAGUACCCUAAACCUGGUCCUCCCUCCCAGACUUAUGGACAUGCUGCCAGGACUUUUAGCCCAACCCUCUCGCCAACCCCUCGCCUCUUGCCACAUUGUGGUUCUGCCAUGAGUCCGCAUCGGGUCCCAAAAGACCAGUUCUCCCAGUAUGAUUCCCCCAGUUACAGUGGCUCUCCCUGCUGGUUUGGGCAAGGAGGAAGUGUUGCUGGCAGUCCCCAAAACUAUGAGGAACAGCGACCACCAGCAGUCUCUUUGCCCUCCCACAAACGGGACAUGUCAUUGAUGGUCUCUGGGAUGAGAGUUCCAUCCCAUUCAUCCUACCCUUCCCCUUUACAAAGAGGUCCUUCCAUGUCAACUUCAUGUGUGAGUGGAACUCUGGACUCUUCCCCACAGCAUGAAGAGAUGGGUUACCAUGGUAACUUGGACAGCUAUGCACCCAUUGGACACCGUUAUGCACCCCACACAGCCCGGGGAGGGGUACUUUGCCAGCUUCUUGACCAGCCCAGCGAAGAAGGCUUCACCGUCACCAGCCUGUAGUUGGAAUUAUCUUGGCAUCCCUAAAGAGAUGAAAUGGACAGUACCCUUUUCAUAUUUUUAAUAUUUUUUAAAGGAUAAGCUUUGGAAGACACUUACUGAGUUAGACUGAAGAGUUUCAGAGCUAUGGACUAAAUAAAGACUUCUCCAGCAGUGACAAUCAAGAUCCAAAUCCAUACACAUGAACACACACAGAAACACAUGCACGAACACAAACAUACUAUGUGAUCACAAAACAUUCACAUACUUGCAUAUACUUUUCAUACACUGACUUGCAACUGUAAAUGCACGCACAAAAAUAACUAAUAUUGCUAUACAGCUUGGGCUAGGGACUUAUUUAACAAAGAAUGAACACUGCUAGUUUCACGAAGAAACCAAUUUGAUGAAAUGCAGGGAACAAACUAGUCCCUUUCUUUUAGAGUGCAACUGUGCAAAUGUGAUUCACACAUACCCACAUUUCAGUGAUGCCCAAAAACUAAACUAAUGUGAGAGACCACACAAAAGGUUUUUGUCUACAUCCUGAUCUUGCUCCCUCUUUCUCUGUCUGUUUUAGUCUCAAAACCUCUGAUUUUGUCACUGGGAAGAUUACUUAAUCCUAAAGGUCGGUCCACUCCUUCAGCAUCUGUAAAUGGUGACUGCACAAACUCUGCCCUCUUCUCACUUUUAAGUUCAACAUAAAAAAAAACAGCAUUUGUACAUAAGCUACUCAAAUGGUUCCAUCACUUGAGGAGCUCACUGCUAUGAAAACAACCGAAUCUCAGAGUCCUGCCUGCUGAAAGAGACAUACGUUAAAGCAGCAAUGUCAUGACAGUGUUUUGGAACUGCUGUAAGGACACAUGAGGGAAAUACCAGUUUUAUGUGGCUUUAAAUUGUUCAGCUUGGGUUUGUGCAAGUACAUUUUAAGUAAUAUUUUUUAUCAGUGGCCUGGUCUGGUCCCAAAGGAAUGUUGUCUAAAUUUGAUCCCUUCAACCGUCGCUCUGGAUCUGCAGCAUGGUCACUUUGUGCCCAACAUCCAACUCUCAUUUGUGUGUUUUUAUCACAACAGGAGGACAGACACCCAUGCACUGCCCCCGAAUGAUGCUGUCCUUGUCAACAUGUUUAGAGGCCAGGGCACUUUCCACCCUGGAUUUGAUGGCCUGGAACUCAGGGUGUGGACAAUGCAUAUUCGCCUCCUCUUUUUCUUUCAUCCCUCUGUUCAUAUUUCUUGUGGUCCGCUGUGUCGUACAGUGAUUUUUUGUGAUUAAAUAUUGUAUCUGUCUGUUCCAUAUACUGUAUCUGAGGUGAAAAUAUUUAAAUACACAUUCUGUUCUGA